GCCCCACUAGCGUACUGGUACCUGACAGCUGCCUGGAUCAUGAUGGGAUGGUGCGAUCCGGUUGACUGGAUUGCCGGGUCCCACUUACCAACAAUUGAAUCUGACCACGACAUCUGGAGAUAAUAGACUGGACCCCUAUUUGUAGAUACGUAUUCGUACUUUAGCGUUACAAGGUAAGUGCAAUACCAAGAAUUGUUUACAAGAAUUGUUUAUAAUCACCAAAUUUCGCUUCAGCUCAGCUGUGAAGGAAACCAAAAAUAAACCAUGUUAUAAAAAAGGGAAGAGAUAGCUUGCGCAAACUUCCCCUUCCUUUACCUCCCCCCCUCCCCCUUCUUCAAUUCCAUCGGUGAACCCUUCCUUUCACCUCAGAACCACAAUAUAAUACCUAGCUAGUCAUGGCGCCCAAAAAGAAGUCCUCGGCGUCCUCGCCGCAAAGCAAAAGUAGCUGCAGCUGCAGCCUGACUCGGAUCCUCACCUUCGUCGGGAUCCUGCUCGGCCUGUUGGCGCCGAUUGUGUACCUGGUCGAGCAGAACCUCGAGAAGUUCUACAUCUUCGGGCUCGACGAGCUGCACGGCCUCGCGCAGCGCGGCGUCGCGGCCCACGGCAACGACACCGCCAAGAUCGUCGAGUACAUCGUCGCCGAGCUGCACGAGAACCACCCGGCCCACGUCAACCCGAAGUGGAACGUCCAGGAGGAGUGGGUGUUCAACAAUGCUGGCGGCGCCAUGGGCGGCAUGUACAUCAUCCAUGCUAGCAUAACCGAAUACCUGAUCAUCUUCGGGACCGCCAUCGGUACCGAAGGGCACUCCGGUCGCCACACAUCAGACGACUACUUCCACAUCCUCUCGGGAGAGCAGUGGGCGUACGUACCCGGCCAAUUCACGCCGGAGAUCUACCCCCCCGGCAGCGUGAACCACCUGCGGCGGGGCUCGGUGAAGCAGUACCGGAUGCCGGAGGGCUGCUUCGCGCUCGAGUACGCGCGCGGCUGGAUCCCGCCCAUGCUCUUCUUCGGCUUCGCCGACUUCUUCUCCAGCACCCUCGACUUCCCCACCCUCUGGGACACCGUCUGGAUCACCGCCCGCGAGAUGGUCGGCAACCUCCUCAUCAGGAAGUUUUAAGAUGGCUACCUAGGUAACUUAUCUGCCUUCCUUGGCAGCCAUAAAUAAGUAGGUGCUUAAUGUGUGAGAAUAAAAGGGGGAGAAACUUGGCUUGGAGAUAUUGCAUCUAUGUACUCCGAAGGAAGCCUUGCAAUUUAAGAGCAUCUUAAGCAGUUAGAAAGCGAUGGGUCUUAGCACGCAUUUCGCGUCCUCUAAUAAUAAUUCAAACCUAGGUAUAACAGAUUUACCUAAUAGUGACCUUAUACUUAUC
Messenger RNA from Hypoxylon fragiforme, 1368 nucleotides. Its product is annotated as C-8 sterol isomerase. The coding region runs from base 396 to 1118 and encodes 240 amino acids. The transcript is spliced from 2 exons. Lineage: Eukaryota; Fungi; Ascomycota; Sordariomycetes; Xylariales; Hypoxylaceae. The record is from RefSeq and is a predicted model, not a curated record. Gene Ontology annotation, biological process: ergosterol biosynthetic process. Gene Ontology annotation, cellular component: endoplasmic reticulum.